Molecule: messenger RNA, 837 nt
Organism: Prorocentrum cordatum
Lineage: Eukaryota; Dinophyceae; Prorocentrales; Prorocentraceae
Source: the annotation of a GenBank genome assembly
AGGACGCGAAGGAGGAGGAUGAUGAUGAGGAGGAGGAGGAGGAGGUACGUGGCGCUUGCCGCCCGUCCGAGGACCGCCGCCCCGCCUGGGCGAGUGCCUCCCAGCUGGCGGCUCGCGCGCUUCCGCGAGCGGACGCCGAGGCACUAGCGGCGGCGGCCCCGCCGGGCGCUGAGCCCGCCUGCCCCCCCAUCCUCCUACUAAUGUUUUUUGUUUGUUCCUCUCUCUCUCUCUCUCUUUCUCUCUCUCUCUUGUCGUUCAUUCCUCUCGGCCGAGCGAACUGCCGCCGAGCGCGGCUGCCUGCUGCCGCCGCUCGCUGGCCACACAGCGGACCUCCCGGCGCCGCCACGCUUCUCUUCCCGAGCCGCUCGCCAGGCGACUAUGGCCCCGCCGUCGGUCUCGCUUGGCGGAGGCUGCCAGUUCGGAGGCCCGACGCAGCCGGCGCUGGGAGGCCAGUUCACCGUCCCGUCUCAGGCGGCGCCCGGCGGCCAGUUCGGGGGCCCGCCGCAGAUCGUGGCGCGGCCCAUGCGGCCGUCGUGGGGCGGCGCCCAAGGCGAGGGCGGCGGGCCCAUGGGGCCAUGCGGAGGCGGGCCGAUGCGGCCGUGUGGUGGUAUGCCUUGCGGCGGGCCGCGGGUUGUGCUGCCCCAGAGCGGCUUGCCGAUGAGGCCCCCGGCGAUGCACACGCCGCAGACCUUCGGGGGCUACAUGUGAGGAUCCCCGAUGAGUCGCGCCGCGGCGGCGCCUGCGCCGCUGAGCGGACGAGGGGCCAGCGCGCCACCGGCCACCGCGCUAUAUAUCGAAGUCACCCUCCUGGCUGGCCUCCCACUCCCCUCCCUCCUG